Molecule: messenger RNA, 6631 nt
Organism: Teleopsis dalmanni
Lineage: Eukaryota; Metazoa; Arthropoda; Insecta; Diptera; Diopsidae
Gene: beta-Spec
Product: spectrin beta chain
Biological process (GO): neuron development; actin cytoskeleton organization
Cellular component (GO): spectrin; cortical actin cytoskeleton; plasma membrane
Molecular function (GO): phospholipid binding; structural constituent of cytoskeleton; actin filament binding
Source: RefSeq, a predicted model, not a curated record
AUUCAAGACAUUACCAUAGAAGAAGUUGACAACAAAGAAACUAAGUCAGCAAAAGAUGCCUUACUUCUUUGGUGUCAAAUGAAAACUGCAGGUUAUUAUAAUGUCAACGUUAGAAAUUUUACCACAUCAUGGAGAGAUGGACUGGCAUUUAAUGCUAUAAUACAUAAACAUCGUCCAGAUUUACUUCAGUUUGAAAAACUAUCGAAAAGCAACGCAAUUCAUAAUUUAAAUAAUGCAUUUGAUAUUGCUGAAGAUAAACUUGGUCUUGCAAAAUUACUUGACGCAGAGGACGUUUUCGUUGAACAUCCAGAUGAGAAAUCAAUUAUAACUUAUGUAGUUACUUAUUACCACUACUUCAGCAAACUUAAACAAGAAACUGUUCAGGGAAAACGUAUUGGAAAAGUAGUGGGAAUAGCAAUGGAAAAUGAUAAAAUGAUUCAAGAUUAUGAAAAUUUUACCAGUGAUCUUUUAAAGUGGAUUGAAACUACAAUUGAUACACUUGGCGAACGUGAUUUUGUGAAUUCUCUAGUUGGUGUACAAGGACAACUCGCACAGUUUUCUAAUUACCGAACUAUUGAAAAACCACCUAAAUUUGUUGAAAAAGGAAAUUUAGAAGUCCUACUAUUUACAUUACAAUCAAAAAUGCGUGCAAAUAACCAAAAACCUUACACACCCAAAGAGGGCAAAAUGAUUUCUGAUAUUAAUAAAGCUUGGGAGCGUUUAGAAAAAUCUGAACAUGAACGUGAAUUAGCUCUUCGAGAAGAAUUAAUUCGACAAGAAAAGUUAGAACAGCUUGCAGCACGUUUCGAUCGUAAAGCCUCAAUGCGUGAAACUUGGUUAUCCGAAAAUCAAAGACUUGUCAGUCAAGACAACUUUGGGUUUGAUCUUGCAGCAGUUGAAGCUGCAGCUAAAAAACAUGAAGCUAUUGAAACAGAUAUAUUUGCCUACGAAGAACGAGUACAAGCUGUUGUAGCUGUUUGCGAUGAGUUGGAAUCAGAACGCUAUCAUGACGUCAAACGUAUAUUACUUCGUAAAGAGAAUGUGAUGCGGUUAUGGAAUUAUUUAUUAGAAUUACUUAGAGCACGAAGAAUGCGCUUAGAAAUUUCUUUACAAUUACAACAGAACUUUCAAGAAAUGUUGUAUAUUUUGGAUAAUAUGGAGGAAAUCAAGCAAUUACUUUUAACCGACGAUUAUGGCAAACAUUUGAUGGGUGUGGAAGAUCUGCUUCAAAAGCACUCACUUGUUGAAGCUGAUAUCAACAUUCUUGGUGAACGUGUCAAAGUUGUUGUUCAAAAUUCGCAAAAAUUCCUUAGUGAUGACAUAGAAUCAUAUAAACCUUGCGAUCCUGAUAUCAUUGUGAGUCGUGUACAGCAGCUAGAAGAUGCAUAUGCUGAGCUUGUACGUUUAGCAGUUGAACGUCGAAGUCGAUUAGAAGAAAGUAGAAAACUAUGGCAGUUCUAUUGGGACACAGCAGAUGAAGAAAACUGGAUUAAAGAAAAGGAACAAAUUAUGUCAACGGACGAAAUUGGACAUGAUUUAACUACUGUUAAUUUACUUUUAAGUAAACAUAAAGCUUUGGAGUCGGAAAUAACUUCACAUGAUUCUCAACUUCAAAAUGUAGCAAAGAUUGGCGCAGAAUUAAUAACCGAAGGACAUUUUGGAGCAGAUCGUAUUAAAGAUCGUUUAAAAGAAAUUUUAUCUAAGUGGGAUCACUUAUUAGAUAUUACGAAGUAUAGACGACAGCGGCUGGAAAAUGCCGUCGAAUAUUUUCAAUUAUUCGCAGAUGCCGAUGAUGCAGAUAAUUGGAUGUUAGAUACAUUAAGAAUUGUAUCAAGUGAAGAUAUUGGUCGAGAUGAGGCUAAUGUGCAAUCUUUAUUAAAGAAGCAUAAGGAGGUUGCAGAUGAACUUAAAAACUAUGAAGAAGUUGUAGACAUUCUUCACAAACAAGGCAAUUCAUUAAAAUUAAAUGAAACCGAAAAAGUAAAUGUAGAUAAACGUCUUUUAGCAAUAGAAACACGAUAUAAGGAACUAACUGAGUUAGCAAAGUUGCGAAAACAACGUCUUUUGGAUGCAUUAAGUCUCUAUAAACUUAUGUCGGAAGCUGAUGGUGUUGAACAAUGGAUUAGAGAAAAAACAAAAAUGCUUGAUACUAUGGUACCAGGUAAAGAUAUUGAAGAUGUUGAAAUUAUGAAGCAUCGGUUUGAAGGUUUUGAUAAAGAAAUGAAUGCUAACGCUUCACGAGUAGCAGUAGUAAAUCAAUUAGCUAGACAAUUGUUGCAUGUGGAGCAUCCAAAUUCAGAUGAAAUACUUGAGCGGCAGAAUCACCUCAAUCAGGAAUGGUCUUUAUUGCGCGAAAAAUCAGAAGCCAAAAUGGACGACCUUAAAGCCGCACAUGGGGUCCAAACAUUUUAUAUUGAGUGUCGUGAAACUAUUUCAUGGAUUGAAGAUAAAAAAAGAAUUCUUACUGAAACUGAUAGUUUAGAAAUGGAUUUAACUGGUGUUAUGACAUUGCAGAGACGUCUUAGUGGUAUGGAGAGAGAUUUAGCUGCAAUUCAAGCAAAAUUAUCAAGUCUUGGAAAGGAAGCUAAUGGUAUUGAAUCCGAUCAUCCUGAGGAAGCUCAAAUAAUUCGUGACAAAAUUGCGCAAAUCGAACUUAUUUGGGAACAAUUGACACAUAUGCUUAAAGAACGAGAUUCUAAACUUGAAGAAGCUGGAGAUUUACAUCGGUUCCUACGCGAUUUAGAUCAUUUUCAAACGUGGUUAACAAAAACACAAACCGAUGUAGCAUCAGAAGACACUCCUACAUCAUUACAAGAAGCCGAGAAAUUACUUAAUCAGCAUCAAUCUAUUAGGGAAGAAAUUGAUAACUAUACUGAAGAUUACAAAAAUAUGAUGGAAUAUGGUGAACGUUUGACAUCAGAAUCUAGCACAUCAGAUGAUCCACAAUACAUGUUUUUGCGGGAACGAUUAAAUGCGUUGAAAAAUGGGUGGGAGGAUUUGCAUCAAAUGUGGGAAAAUCGACAAGUUCUUUUAUCACAAAGUCUUGACCAACAAUUAUUCAAUCGCGAUGCUAGACAAACAGAAGUACUGCUUAGUCAACAGGAACAUUUUCUAAGCAAAGACGAUACACCUGUAAACUUAGAGCAAGCUGAAAAUCAACUAAAACGUCAUGAAGCUUUUCUUACAACUAUGGAAGCAAAUGAUGAUAAAUUAAAUACUUUAUUACAAGUAGCUGAUUCCUUGAUUGAAAAGGAGCAUUUUGAUUCAGAUAAGAUCGGUAAAAGGGCAGAAAAUAUUGGAAUUCGACGAGAUGACAAUCGUGAGCGUGCUUUAGACCAACAUGAGAAACUUAAAAACCAAGUUAAGCUCCAUGAAUUUUUACAAGAUUUAGAGGAACUGACCGAAUGGGUGCAAGAAAAAUAUGUUACUUCACAAGAUGAAACAUACCGAAGUGCUAAAACUAUACAUUCAAAAUGGACAAGACAUCAGGCAUUUGAAGCAGAGGUUUCUGCUAAUAAAGAACGAUUAUUUGAAGCAGAAAGAGCAGCUCAAGAACUAUCAAAAGAAAAACCUGAAUUUAAAGACGUUAUUGAGCCCAAACUUAUUGAACUUGCUAAACAAUUUGAUGACCUUGAGGUUCACACAAAAGAGAAAGGAGCCGUACUGUUCGAUGCAAAUCGUGAAGUCUUAGUACAACAAACAUGCGAUGAUAUCGAUUCAUAUAUUACAGAGCUUGAAAAGCAAAUUGUAAAUGCGGAUACUGGGAAUGAUUUGACUUCUGUUAAUAUUCUUAUGCAAAAACAACAAGUAAUUCAAACACAAAUGGCAGUUAAAGCACGUCAAGUUGAAGAAAUCGAUAAACAAACAGAAUAUUUGCAGAAAACAGUCCCGGAAGAAAAAAUUGAACCUAUUGUAGUAAAGAAAACAGCAGUUCUUGAGCGGUUUGAAAAAAUUAAAGCUCCUCUUGUUGAACACCAAAAACAGUUAGAAAAGAAAAAAGAAGCAUUUCAGUUUUGUCGCGAUAUUGAAGAUGAGAAACUUUGGAUUGAUGAGAAACUACCUGUGGCCAAUUCAAAGAAUUAUGGAAAUUCACUAUUUAAUGUGCAUGUCUUGAAAAAAAAGAAUCAAUCACUUUCUACAGAAAUUGAUAAUCAUGAACCAAGAAUAAUGUCCAUAUGUCAUAAUGGCAGAAAACUAAUCGAUGAAGGUCAUGAAGAUUCUAAGAAGUUUGAGAGUUUAAUUAGUGACUUAACACAAAAAUGGCAGGAACUUAAGGAUGCAAUUGAACAACGUAAGAAACAUUUGUUGGAGUCAGAAAAAGUACAACAAUACUUCUUUGAUGCACAAGAAGCUGAAUCUUGGAUGAGUGAAUUGGAAUUAUAUAUGAUGGUAGAGGACCGUGGUAAAGAUGAAAUUAGCGCGCAGAACUUAAUGAAAAAGCAUGAAAAUCUCGAACAGUCUGUAGAAGAUUACGCAAAUACUAUUCGUCAGCUGGGUGAACUUGCUCGUCAAUUCAAUGCAGAUGAUGUUUCUAGUGGCGAUGCUGUUGCAGUUAAACAGUCUCAACUAGAUAAACUGUAUGCCGGCCUAAAAGACCUUGCUGGAGAACGUCGAGCAAGAUUAAAUGAAGCUUUACAGUUAUUUAUGUUAAGCCGGGAAGUUGAUGACUUAGAACAAUGGAUAUCGGAUAGAGAAGUUGUGGCUGGAUCUCAGGAACUCGGUCAAGACUUUGACCAUGUUACACUGCUUUCAGAAAGAUUUAGUGAGUUUGCACGUGAUACUGAAUCGGUUGGAGGAGAACGAGUUGCGAAAGUUAAUACAAUUGCUGACAAUUUAAUAACUGCAGGACAUUCCGAUUCUGCAACUAUUGCAGAAUGGAAAGAUAAUUUGAAUGAAUCUUGGCAAGAUUUAUUAGAACUUAUAGAAACACGCACACAAAUGCUGGCUGCUUCUCGAGAAUUGCAUAAAUUUUUCCAUGACUGCAAAGAUAUAUUGGGUCGUAUUAUUGAAAAACAACAUGGUGUUUCAGAUGAAUUAGGUCGUGAUGCAGGCUCUGUAUCCACUCUCCAACGAAAACAUUAUAAUUUUAUGCAGGAUUUAAUGACACUGUACUCACAAGUACAACAAAUUCAAGAAGAAUCUGAAAAACUUCAAGAUUCAUAUGCUGGCGAUAAAGCAAAAGAGAUAACGAAUCGUGAGCAAGAAGUUUUACAUGCUUGGUCUAACUUACAAGCAAUGUGUGAUGCACGUAAACAAAAACUAGCCGAUACUGGGGAUUUAUUCAGAUUCUUUAAUAUGAUACGCAUUCUUAUGAUUUGGAUGGAGGAUCUUGUCCGACAAAUGAAUACAUCUGAAAAACCACGUGACGUUUCGGGUGUUGAACUUCUUAUGAAUAACCAUCAAAGCUUGAAAGCUGAAAUAGAUACGCGUGAAGAUAAUUUUGCAACUUGCAUAUCUCUUGGAAAAGAGUUGUUGACCCGAAAUCAUUAUGCAUCGGCAGAUAUUAAGGAUAGACUGUUGCAACUGAAUAACUGUCGAAAUGCAUUGUUAAGAAGAUGGGAAGAAAGAUGGGAAAAUUUGCAAUUAAUUUUGGAAGUUUAUCAAUUUGCUAGAGAUGCAGCUGUUGCUGAAGCUUGGCUAAUUGCGCAAGAACCGUAUUUAAUGUCUUCAGAAUUGGGUCAUACAAUUGAUGAAGUUGAAAAUUUAAUUAAAAAACAUGAAGCUUUCGAAAAGUCAGCUGCUGCACAGGAAGAACGCUUUAGUGCGCUUGAGCGUUUAACUACAUUUGAGCUGAAAGAAUUGAAAAGGCGUCAAGAGCUAGCUGAGAAACUUGAAAGUAAGAGAAUUAAGGAAGAGCUAGAAGCAAAAGCUGCAUCAGAAGCAGCAGAACAAGCUAGCCGCGAAGUAGAACGACGUGAUGUUGUCGAGCUGUCUACUACUGAAGAAAUACCUGUGGUCAUUGAUCAGUUAAAUGAAGUCGAGCGAGAUUCUGAAAUACAUGCAGAAUACUCAACAUCUUUAGUAGGAGAAGGACAGGAGGGGUAUCUUAUAAGAAAGCAUGAAUGGGAAUCAACAACAAAAAAAGCUUCAAACAGAUCAUGGGAUAAGUUGUAUAUUGUUGCCCGAGCUGGUCGUAUCUGUUUCUAUAAGGAUAUAAAAAGUUUCAAAAGUAAUCCUGAACUGACUUUCCGUGGUGAGCCAAGCUACGAAUUACAAGGAGCACAAGUUGAGAUUGCUAAUGAUUAUACUAAGAAAAAACAUGUUUUGAGAAUCAAAUUGUCCAAUGGAGCUGAAUUUUUAUUACAAGCUCAUGAUGAUAAUGAAAUGGUUUUAUGGGUAAAUUCUGUAAAGGCUCAAAGUGAAACUGGAACUGUUGCAGAAAGCAGGUCGCAAACAUUGCCAGCUAUUUCACAAAAGGAUGAACCAAAGCGAAGAUCUUUUUUUACUUUAAAAAAAAAAUAAGGCUAUAAUAUUUAUGCGAUCAUACAUAUAACAAUGAUAAUUUCAAGUUUUUAUGCUUUAUGCACGAUAAAUAUGCUAUAUUUAAAAUAACUUAUAUUUAUCUUUAUUUAAAACGAAACUAAAGUAUGCAUUUUAAUGUAUUCAAUAAAAUAAAAUAUUACUUAUAAAA